Messenger RNA from Anneissia japonica, 7846 nucleotides. RefSeq names its product mitogen-activated protein kinase-binding protein 1-like. The record is from RefSeq and is a predicted model, not a curated record. Gene Ontology annotation, molecular function: protein binding. The coding region runs from base 261 to 5807 and encodes 1848 amino acids. Lineage: Eukaryota; Metazoa; Echinodermata; Crinoidea; Comatulida; Comatulidae. The transcript has 35 exons.
CCACUGAUUUCCGGUAUGAUCGAUGAUGAUGAUGGAGUUAGUGAUUGGUCUUUGUAAUCGCUCCGCCUACUUUUACACCAAUGGCCAUGCUCCUUGUUAGAUCAAUCGGAUACAAUAUCUUCGCAGUCACAAUUUCAAAACUUAAUCUCUGUUGAUGUUCUUGAACUUCAAAAUCGAAGGUGGAUACCAAUCCGUAACUUCGUCAAAGAUGUGUCGUGUAAGUGGAAAUAUUUCGGCGUAGUUUUUACCAUGGAUUUAUAAUGAUGAAUCACCGACCUAACAGCCUGAAUUUGACGGAGAAACCGAGUGGCAGUCAAUAUGGCCGCAAGGUUGUUAAGUUACCGUUGCCAAAGAAGAGAAGCAAAGCAGUACCGUUAUCAGAGCGGGUAACGUUGGAACGUGUACUUGGAGUAACGGUGAAAGAUGGAUCAGCCCUUGCUUGCGAUCCAAACACAGGUCUUAUUGCCUAUCCGGCCGGAUGUGCUGUGGUUUUAUUUAAUCCCAGGAAAAAUCGGCAAUCUUUCAUAAUUAAUCACUCCAAAAAAACCAUUACAACAUUGGCCUUCUCAGCAGAUGGCAAGAACCUGGUCACAGGGGAGAGUGGACAUAGACCGGCUGUCAGAAUUUGGGACGUGCAGGACAAAUCACAAGUUGUUGAAUUUCUUGGGCACAAAUUUGGCAUUACCUGCGUUGCUUUUUCACCGAAUGGCAAGUACGUUGUAUCGGUCGGUGAGCAACAUGACAAGACUGUAAACGUGUGGGACUGGAAAGGAGUCGGGGUUGUGGCAUCUGGCAAAAUCUCAUCCAAGGUAAAAUCUUUAGCAUUUGCAGAAAAUGGAAGUUAUUUUGUAACUGUGGGAAAUCGUAAUGUGAAAUUUUGGUAUCUUUCCUCUAAACGGAAGACACGAGAGGCUCUUCCUUUGUUAGGCCGGGCAGGCAUCCUAGGCGAGCAGAGGAACAACUUUUUCGGUGAUGUGGCAUGUGGCCUUGGUGUCAAUAGUAAGAAAACGUACUGUAUCACCAAUUCUGGUUUCUUGUGCGAGUUUAAUGAAAGACGUUUGCUGGACAAAUGGGUAGAAUUGAGGGUGUCUAGUGCAAAUAGUAUAUUUGCGACAGAGGAACAUGUAUUCGUAGGCUGUGCUGAUGGCGUCAUUCGUUGUUUUGACGCGUCAACGCUUCAUUUUGUUGCAACUUUACCUCGCCCACAUUGUCUUGGUGUCAACGUCUCUGAUGGAAUAGAUCCAAGCCACCUGUCCAUUUACAAAGAGGAUGCAAAUUACCCAGAUGCCAUUGCACUCACAUUCGAUGAUGUCAAUAAAAAGUUAACUUGUGUUUACAAUGACCAUAGUGUGUAUAUAUGGGAUGUCCAUGAUGUGAAGAUGGUUGGAAAACAAUGGUCCUCAUUGUACCACAGUUCCUGCAUCUGGGGUGUAGAAGUGUACCCCACCUUAGGGAAGCUUCAAAAGGAUACAUUACCCUCAGGUUCAUUUAUUACCUGCUCGUCUGAUGAUACGAUACGAGUUUGGAAUCUCAAUCACACAAAUGCCAACGAUGUAUUCAAGAAGAAUGUAUAUAGUAAUGAAUUAAUGAAAGUUAUUUAUAUUGAUGAUGAGAAAACCCACCUAACUGGCUUACAAUAUAAUCCCACCGGUCAAACAGACAAGACGGACACAGGGGAAGGCAAGAACGGUGUGCGGUGUUUGUGCAUUACAUCUGAUGGACAACACCUAGCGUCGGGGGACAGGUCUGGAAAUGUGCAUGUCCACGACCUCGUACUCAUGCAGGAGGUUAAGUGUAUCGAGGCUCAUGAUUCAGAGGUGCUUUGCCUCAGUUAUUCUAAUGCAGAAUCAGGUCACAGCUUACUAGCAUCUGCAAGUCGAGAUCGUCUUGUCCAUGUAUUCAAUCUUGAAGAUGAUUACUCAUUGGUUGAAACAAUUGAUGACCACUCAUCUUCAAUAACAGCUGUCUCAUUCGCUGAUGUAAAUGGUCAGUUAGAGCUAAUAAGCUCAGGUGCAGAUAAGGCGCUGAUGUGUCGGAAAGCAAUUGAGGAGCCUAGUUUGCAUUUUGUGCGGAGCCAUCACAUUGUUGGUAAGGCUACGUUUCAUGACUUAGCUGUUGAUCCCACCUGCAAGUAUGUUGCCACAGCCUCUCAAGACCGCAGUGUUAAAAUACACCACCUAGCAAACGGAAAACUAAGGAACUCGUACAAGGGAGCAUUAGCAGAAGACGGCACAUUGAUCCGCAUUGAAAUUGAUCCUUCAGGAUUGUAUGCUGCUACCAGUUGUUCAGAUAAGUCAAUAGCUAUCUGUGACCUCAGUUCUGGGGAGUUCCUGGCAACCAUGGUUGGACAUGCAGAAUUGGUAACAGGAAUUAAAUUUUCCAAUGAUUGCAAGCACCUUUAUUCAGUAUCUGGGGACGGGUGUAUUUUUGUGUGGAAAUUGCCUUGGGGCAUGACAUAUUCCAUGAAGAACAGGCGUGCCGAGAUUGAAGCAUUGAGAAAUCCAAUGCCAGAAAUCAAGUUAACCAGGAGAGGCACGUAUGUUGUGCCACCAGAGAAUGUUCCAAAUCAAGUGCCAAAUACCACCCUUAAUCGGAGCUCCAUUGUCGUGGAUAAUGCCCUGUUCCAACCUGCAACAGAGUCCAUGUUCCCAGUGGAGGUUAAACUUCAGAAUAAUAGGACAGCUGAGCUUAAAGAAACUUCUCCGGAUUAUCGAUUCAGUGUUGGCCAGCUUCCUUCUUGGGCUAAGAAACAGGUAAUGGGAGGGGAGAACAAGUCUAGCCCAAGCACAUACAUCAGCCCUUCGCAGCCUAAAGGUCGCUGGGCCCAGAGACUAGACAAGGGAUUCAAGGUCAAGUCGGAUAUGCACGAAAGCAUCAUGCUUAACCUGGAUGACUGUAUGGAUCGAAGACGUUACACAGUGGAGCCUGAUACCAUAUCAGAGCAAGGUAAAGCACCUCAUCCAGUUCAAGUAGUAAAGAAGGAUGAAAACCACACAGAUGCAAAUGAUGAGGAAAUCAAUGUUAAUGAAGACACGUUUCUGGCUGUUAAACCAAGACAACUACAGACCACUAGUAAUGUAACGUUAUCAAGAGGCUGUGAUCCAUUGAUACAACCACAAGAGAUAUUUGACCGUGACUCUAAUAGCCAGUGGGAGCCUGCAUCUUCUCUUGAUGAUCAAAUCUUGGAGCUGGAGAGUUUAGAAUCGCAAGAGAAGGAAUUUUUCACAGUAGAAGAUGAAGAGGAGGAGGAGGACGACGAAGAGGAGACAACUGUGAUUAUCUAUCCAACAAAUGGUGAUGCACCACCAUCUCCAGACAGUUCAACAUUUCAAGUGACAGAGACUUCAUUUAUUGCGAGAAAAUCAAGAAAAAGUUCCAAGGACAAAGAUGAAUUAGAAGUGAAUCAAGGACAAGAUCCAGUUGGUAGUGGUGAAAAUUCAGACGAUGAAGACGAUGAAGAAGACGAGGACGAAGAAGAUGAUAGCCGAGAAACGUCUCCUACAAGCAAACUGGAAGUUAACAAGGGUAGCGAGACUCCUCAAACACCAGACGAAGACGACCAGAAGUUCUUGAGGACAAACUACGUGUUCAAGGAGAAAGCUCUAUUUGGGAAGUGCAUGGAACAGCUAGAGGCCCAGUUUGCUAGUGACUUAGAUUUUCCAGGAAGACUCAGCUUGUCUUCAAAGUUCUUGUCAAAAUCACAGCAUAGUCAAAUCAGAGGUCGUGUAGAACCAGUGUCAAUAAACUUUAACAAGCCAGUAGAUCCAACUGAGUACCUACAGCGACGCAAGGAGGAUGUGGCGCGUGCAGUGGACGAGACAAGAAAGCGCCUUCAAGCACUUGGAUGGAAAUCAAUGAAAAAUGCAGAUACAACAUCAGAUGCUACACUAAAAAGAGUUGGUGAGAAUCUGAAAGACUCAGACUCUGUGAAGAAACCAAAGAAUGUAUCCAAAACCAAUGCUGAAGAGGGCAUUGUUACUUCCAGUAACAAUACACCAAACACAGCAAAGUCCGGUGGCAGGGUUCUUCAGGAAAGAGAUGGCCACCACAGAGCUACUCCAGACCACCAAAGAAACUUAUCCGAUUCCUCCACAACAACCGAAGAUGAUUCUCCACCUUCAAAUGAGGUUGAGAAGGAAAACAUAAAGAAUAGAUAUGAGAAGAAGAAAGUAUCAAACACCAGCAAGAAUAGAAUGGAUAGAUUGAAAGCACGACGAGAAGGUAAAUCAAACACACAAGAUUUGAAGAAGUCGCAAUCAAUGACUGACCUAAGGUCACCAGAAGACAUAGAGGAAGACUAUACAUCAAAUUCUCCAUCUAAGAAGUUAGUGCAACGAUAUCGAACACGUAGUCACAGUCGAGACCGCAAGCAAUUUGAUGAUUCUUGUGACACUACCAAGCUCAAACGUCGUGCAAGAUCAGAACAGAAUUUACAGGCAACUCCGUCAAGGCCUAAACGGUCGUAUGAGGCAGGAACAAUGAGUUCAAUGGCAAAAAAGAUCUCUAAGACACCGCCUCAGUCUCCAACUUCAAAGAUCAUGAAAGGGAAGUCACUUGAGAAUUUACAUUCCGUACGCAGACAGAGUGAUCCGAAAGUAGACCCAAAAAGUCUGUCAGCAAGAAAUAGUCCUAUGCAUUAUAAGUCAACCGAAAAUAUAUCAGUUUUGAGUAAGAAAGCGCAGCAAACUUCCGAUGAUUCAAAGUUUUUGAGAAGACGAAGUAGAAGUGUGUCCGGAGAAGAGAGUUCUAUUGAUACCUCCUCAGAAAUGAACCCAAAACCUUCCAAAACAGGGGUUCCAGAGAUAAAAGUUGGUUCUGGGCGUCCAAAAUCGCCUAGGACAACCAAUGUCCCCCGUGAAACAAGUAGGAGCCCACCGCAUAUCCGUAGCAAGCCAUCAUCUCCAACAAUGGUCAAAAAAAGACAGGGUAAACGUGCGAGUGAUUAUGUGAAUAAUAACGGGAGCAGUGAUGACAAUUCAACCAAAGAUACGUUAGACAAACUAGUGAUGCCACCCCCGGCCACGCGUACAGUUAUCAAAGCUAAGGCAGUGGUGUAUAAACCACUACCAGAAGCAGACUUGAAAGCAAGUCUGGAAUGUCUCGAAAAGACAACUCCGCAAUGCCUCACCAGCCAAAUUGUAAAUAUGAAUGCGACUCAUAGGGACUCUGAUAUUCCAAAGAAACUCAACAAUGUAAAUGAUCUUAAUAUAGCAGAUUCUAUUAAUGAACUUCCAAAGACAGUCAGCAAUAUUAGUACAGUACAUGGAAACGCAGAAGAUGAAUUGUCAACACAGCUAGAAACAAAGCAAGAUAAAAUUAGCCUAAAGGACUUCUCAGAUUCUUUAGCAGAAAUGAAAUCAUCAUUUUCCAAAUGUUUGGAGAUGUUUACAAUGGUUCAAAGUUCUUCAACAACUGUUGAUGGGGAUAUCCGUCAAUCGAUGAUUGACAUGUUCUCAUCCACCUAUCAAACAAUGGACCAAUCAGCUAAGGAAGCCAUCCCUACUCUUCGUACAUCCAUACUGCGUGAAAAACGUGCAAGCACCUCGCCAACUCCAUUUGCCAUCGCCAACAUUGAGUCUUUCAGACGUUCGAAUCGGCAUUCCAAACGCAAUGGCAUCUGUAGUGUUGAUGAGCUAGAGUCUGCAGCAACAUACUCUUUAUUAGACCAGUAUUCAACAAUGCUUGUAAAUAUGGUACAAAAUAAGAUUACAGCAAAUGAUAAGGAAAAGAACGUAGCCAUAGAAAAUGGCCAUGAAACGGACAGUAGUAGCGCCGAUGACUCCACAGAAAAAAUCUGUUAUGUGUAAUAAUAAUUGCAAAACACGAUAGUAUUAUGAUAAUAAUUGAGAUUUGCAGUUUCUUAUAAAAAAAAAAAAAUUAAAUUGGUGAUGUUUUUUUGUACCGUCCAUUGUCCACUAUUCAUGUCCACCAAUUUCAACCACCAGUGUUUUAGGUGCCAGUGGAGUUGAAAGGUAUUGUAUAGCAGCAUUUUGGUACACGUCUUGUUUUUUUUAUAUAUAUUCCUUAAUGUUUAUAUCUUUGCACAUUUUCUAAGGUCGAUUGAUUGUCUUAUUAGAUUUAGGGUGGAAAAGUUAACAUACUUCAACCAGUAAGUGAGACAAAGAUAAUAAUGAGUUGCAGAUUGAAUGCGAGGGCAUGGUAUAAAAUUUUGAAACCAAGAUUUACAGUAUUUUGAGUACAACAGUUGUAAAUAUUUAUUAUACAAUAAUGAUGAUGUAUGAAGGGCAGACUGCUUAAUUGGCCACGGCAUUGAUUGAUUGCAUGAUUGAUGUAUGAUAGUAUAGUACAGUAAACCAAGAAUUAGCAAAAACAAUUGCAAUAUUAACUUUUUGAUGGUAUUUUGCAUCAGAAGAUUUAUUAGGAAUGGUGUUUUGCACUGCCUGAUGUGUUAUCGUACUGAAUGCUCAAUACAUUCCCAAAUACCCGCAAAAAGAUCUCACAAUUGAUUUGGAUUGAAAUCGAACUCACAACCUCCAGAUAACUAUUUCAACAGUAGCCACGCAAGGUGUUAAGGCGUCAGGCUAGCUAUCUGCAUGUCGUAGGUUCGAUUCCAACCCGAUUCACUUGCGAAAUCUUUUUUUGCAAGUAUCUAGGAACGUACUGAGCAUUUGGUACGAUAACACGUCAGGUAGGGAAAAACAUCAUUCCUAAUGUUAACUUUGAUAUGGGGGAAAUCCUUCAUCAGUGAUAUAUAUUGAUGAAAACCAUAUUGUUGGCAUUGGGAUUUGCAUCCAAGACCCUCCAAAUCCCAUACCGUUGCUUUAUCAACUAAUCAAUGUUUCCAAGUGUAGUACAGUACUUGAAUUUUUCCAUUAGAGGCAGGGGUUUUCCCUCAAGGCAUUUGUGUUAUAUGAAAUCCACAUUAUUAACUUUCUUCCAUCAGUGUUGCAUAUACGUGAUGAAAAUGUUUGUGGAAAUUGCAUUAUCCCUAAUAAAUGUGUGUAGGCCGUUUGCAACAAUCAUAAUAUGCAGAACUUCAUAUCACCAAAUAAUACACUGAUAGUCUUCCAGUUCAUUUUCUUUGUUGUACAGUAUUUCAUGUUAAAAAUAAUUAAACCUUUAACGGAGCUAAUUGAUAGACCACCACACUCAGUUGUUUUGUUAUAACUUUAAUCGCCUUAAAGUUGAUUAUAUAUAAUUUCACUUGUUUGUUGUGUGAAGGUGAUUCCAAACAGAAUUGAGUUGGUGAGGUUGUGGGAAAAUCAAAGUGCAGUAUGUCGUGAUUUUUAAUAUCGUAAUCGUGUAUCAUGUAAAACUUAAAAAUACUGCUCUUUGUUGAGUGUAGGUAUUCAUACGAAUGCAAAAACUGCUUGUUCAAGCUAGGUUACUAUUUUAUAAAAUAAAAUCGCUUCCAUUUUUUAUGAACUACGUAUUAACAUACACCGACUAUUUUAUUACUGAUAAUUGAAUAUUUAAAUAUUUUUUCUCUGCCUACCACAAAUGUUUUACAUAUAGUGUAAAAACCGUGACAUAUAUAUCUAUCCUGAAAAAAAUAUAUAUUACCCCAGCACCAACACCUAAUGGCUUCCCCAUGCCUCCCCAUUUGCAUCAAUCCUCCUUCCUUAUUAGUACUACUCAAUAUUCCACGAACAGGAUCCCUGUAGGUCCGAGGACCCUAGACCUGUCGCCAGGGAAGAAGCCAUUUAUUUAUUCUGGGAAAAAUUUUUCGGUCAGCAGAUCUGAAAAUGGCAUUUCUCUUCCAUUACCUCUAUAUUAAUUAUAUUUUUAUGAGCAAAGUUAGUCAUUGUUUGAGGCAGAAUUGCUGGUUCAUCUUGCGGGAAACGUAUAAGCCUUUUUGACUGAAUAAACGUCAGUUGUAAGAUGA